AUGGACCCCGUGAGUCAGCUGGCCUCAGCGGGCACCUUCCGGGCACUGAAGGAGCCUCUUGCCUUUCUGCGAGCGCUGGAAUUGCUUUUUGCAAUCUUUGCAUUUGCAACAUGUGGUGGCUACUCCGGAGGCCUGCGGCUGAGCGUGGACUGCGUCAACAAGACAGAAAGUAACCUGAGCAUUGACAUAGCGUUUGCCUAUCCGUUCAGGUUGUACCAGGUGGCAUUUGAGGUGCCUACUUGUGAGGGAAAGACACGGCAGAAGCUGGCAUUGAUUGGCGACUCCUCAUCUUCAGCAGAAUUCUUCGUCACCGUGGCUGUCUUCGCCUUCCUCUACUCUCUGGCCGCCACCGUCGUUUACAUUUUCUUCCAGAACAAGUACCGAGAAAACAACCGGGGCCCACUCAUAGACUUCAUCGUCACCGUAGUCUUUUCCUUCCUGUGGUUGGUGGGUUCAUCUGCUUGGGCGAAAGGACUAUCUGAUGUCAAAGUUGCAACAGACCCCAAGGAAGUCUUGUUACUGAUGUCAGCUUGCAAACAGCCAUCCAACAAAUGCAUGGCUGUCCACAGCCCUGUCAUGUCCAGCCUGAACACUUCCGUGGUCUUUGGAUUCUUGAACUUCAUCCUCUGGGCUGGAAACAUAUGGUUUGUUUUCAAGGAGACUGGCUGGCAUUCCUCUGGACAGCGGUAUCUUUCUGACCCCAUGGAGAAACACUCCAGCAGCUACAGUCAGGGUGGUUACAACCAAGAUAGCUAUGGGUCAAGUGGUGGGUAUAGCCAGCAGGCCAGGUUGGAGCCAUCCUCAGAGGAGUUUGGCCAGCAGCCUAGUGGUCCUACUUCCUUUACUAAUCAGAUUUAA
Lepus europaeus (European hare) is the source of this 858-nucleotide messenger RNA. It is a transcript of the gene SYNPR, whose product is annotated as synaptoporin. The transcript has 6 exons. The coding region runs from base 1 to 858 and encodes 285 amino acids. Gene Ontology annotation, cellular component: synaptic vesicle; synaptic vesicle membrane. Lineage: Eukaryota; Metazoa; Chordata; Mammalia; Lagomorpha; Leporidae. The record is from RefSeq and is a predicted model, not a curated record.